This is a messenger RNA of Spodoptera littoralis (African cotton leafworm), 1380 nucleotides long. The record is from the annotation of a GenBank genome assembly. Lineage: Eukaryota; Metazoa; Arthropoda; Insecta; Lepidoptera; Noctuidae.
AUGGCGGGCGGAGUGACAGGCGUGCUCCUGUACGCGGUGAGCGCCGCGGUACUGGGCAUGCUGCAGUUUGGCUUCAACACGGGUGUCAUCAAUGCUCCACGUCCCUUCAUCGAAAACUUCAUCAGUACACAGUACGAUGUAAACCCCGGCACCAUAUUCAGCGUCAUCGUCAGUAUCUUCGCUGUCGGUGGUAUGAUCGGAUGUCCUUUCGCCAGCUGGAUGCUUGAAAAAUACGGCCGCAAAAACGCACUUGUCGUCAAUUCAAUGAUUGGAGUCCUUGGUGCUAUCUUUAUGGGUUUCAGUAAACUUGCAGACUCAGUAGAAAUGAUCAUUAUUGGUAGAUUUAUCAUUGGAGUUAACUGCGGCUUUGCAACAACAGCUUCCCCCACUUAUGUAUCAGAAGUAGCACCGGUGAGGCUGAGGGGAGCGUUUGGUACAGUAAAUCAGCUGGCUGUCGCAUUCGGAUUGGUUGGAGCUCAGAUCUUGGGUAUCGAUAUGAUAAUGGGAAGUGAUGAAGGAUGGCCGUGGCUGCUUGGACUUGCAAUUUUCCCAUCAGCUAUUCAGUUCGUGAUGAUUAUAUUUGCACCUGAAAGUCCUCGUUACUUACUGCUCGUCGCUCGGGAUGAAGAGACCGCUAGGGCUGAGCUAGCUAAAAUCCGUGGUACGAAUGAAAUCGACGAUGAGAUCAAUGAUAUGCAUGUAGAAGAUCGUGCAGCUAGACAGGAGGAGAAGUUCUCUAUUCUAGACUUGUUUAAGAUUAAAGCUCUGCGUCAGCCACUAAUUAUUGGAAUCGUGAUGCACUUGUCUCAACAACUGGGAGGCAUUAAUGCGGUUCUGUAUUACUCCACCACGAUAUUCGUGAAUGCAGGCCUAACACAGGAGAAUGCGCGGUUGUCUUCAAUAGGUGUUGGUAGUAUGUUAUUUAUUAUGGCUCUCGUGUCGAUUCCCCUUAUGGACCGUCUAGGAAGACGAACACUACAGCUGGUUGGACUUGCAGGUAUGGCACUGUUUUCUGUGCUCAUGACUGUUGCUUUCUUCACUUAUAACGAUAACACUACGAUGAGUAUAUUUGCCGUUAUAUUUACGUUCCUGUACGUGGCGUUCUUCGGAGUGGGUCCUAGUUCGAUUCCGUGGAUGUUGCUGUCAGAGCUGUUCGGGCAGGGCGCCCGCAGUGCGGCGGUUAGUGUCGGCGCCCUCGUCAACUGGUUCGCUAACUUCAUCGUAGGGUUAACUUUCAUUCCGAUGUCUGACGCGUUCGGCAACUACGUGUUCUUGCCGUACACUGUCCUCCUCGUUCUAUUCUUUAUAUUCACGUACCUGCAGUUACCAGAGACGAAAAAUAGGACGAUCGAAGAAGUGACAGCUCUCUUUAAGAAGUAA